AUGGGCUGGCUCACCUACCUCGCCAUGCCCGCCGUGCUUGUCAUAGCCAUGCGCCUGCUCUCGCUCGUGCUGCCCGCGAAGCCCGCCCAGCUGGUGUCGUACUACGCCUUCGCAAUAAGCUCCUUUACACUCAUGUUGAGCUGCGCCCUGUACGGCACACUUGUGGCUAUACCUCUACGCAUGGUGGGCUAUGGUGGACUCAUUCAAUGGACGGUUGCGCGAGCGUUCAAGUGGUGCAUGUGGUUGGGCACUGGCGUGACGUUUCGAGUGACCGGGAGCAUGAAGAAAGAGGGAGGUCUUAGUGGAGAAGACGCCCUCAAGGACCGUCCAGCAGUAUUCGUGGGCAAUCAUCAGACCGAACUCGAUGUCCUCAUGCUCGGCUGCAUGUUCCCAAAAUACACCUCCGUGACGGCCAAGAAGUCGCUCAAGUUUGUGCCUCUACUGGGCUGGUUCAUGGCGCUCUCCAAAACCGUCUUUAUCGACCGCGCAAACCGCACCUCGUCUCGCGCUGCAUUCGACACGGCUGCUCACACGAUGAAAACAACACGCCAGAACGUCUUCAUCUUCCCUGAAGGCACGCGAUCAUAUGCCUCAAAACCUGAUCUCCUACCCUUCAAGAAGGGCGCGUUCCAUCUUGCAGUACAAGCACAAGUUCCCAUUGUGCCCGUCGUUUGUGGUAACUACUACCACGUUCUGGACGUCAAGGGCAAGAGAUUCUCCCCAGGUGUGGUGGAUGUUACCGUCUUACCGCCAAUACAAACGAAGGGUUUGACGGCAGAGCACGUAGAUGGCCUGGUCAAAAAGACAAGAGAUGCCAUGAUGGACGAGCUGAUUCGAUUGAGUCACGUCUCAGGUGUGGGAAAUGGCGAGCCGCUCCCGAGAUCCAGUGGAGUCGAUGGACAGGAACGUAGUGAGCUAAGGAAACGGAAUUAG
Alternaria postmessia is the source of this 933-nucleotide messenger RNA. RefSeq lists its product as uncharacterized. Gene Ontology annotation, cellular component: membrane; endoplasmic reticulum. Gene Ontology annotation, biological process: phosphatidic acid biosynthetic process. Bases 1 to 933 code for a protein of 310 amino acids. The transcript is spliced from 2 exons. Gene Ontology annotation, molecular function: 1-acylglycerol-3-phosphate O-acyltransferase activity. The record is from RefSeq and is a predicted model, not a curated record. Lineage: Eukaryota; Fungi; Ascomycota; Dothideomycetes; Pleosporales; Pleosporaceae.